This is a messenger RNA of Salvia splendens (bonfire salvia), 1800 nucleotides long. RefSeq names its product cytochrome P450 704C1. NCBI's taxonomy places the organism in Eukaryota, Viridiplantae, Streptophyta, Magnoliopsida, Lamiales, Lamiaceae. Gene Ontology annotation, molecular function: heme binding; monooxygenase activity; iron ion binding. Bases 202 to 1740 code for a protein of 512 amino acids. The record is from RefSeq and is a predicted model, not a curated record. The transcript has 5 exons.
ACAAAACUGCCAAAUUCUCCUGAGAAAUUUUAAAAAGUCUUCUCUCUAUUGAUCGAGCCUUGUUUUGUCUACUUGCUUUUGUAAUUUAUGCAGGCUCGUUAUCAUCAAUGACACAAUCAUUUUGUCUGAACUUUCUCUGAUCUUUUAAAAGACUGCUCCCUUUCAUAUAGGCUUGGACAAGAAUUAUCAACUUCUGCAGAGAUGGAUUUUAUCAGUGCUAUCUUUUACAUAGCUGCAGCAGCAGCAGCUUUGGCUGUUGUUGCACUAGUUUCAUCUUUGUUAAUCAGAAUCUUCGUUGGAAAAUCCAUCAGGAAUGGAGACUACCCUCCUGUGGUUGGGACUGUUUUUGAUCAGCUGUUCUACUUGAAUAGGCUGUAUGACUACCAAACUGAGAUGGCCAAGAAGCAUAAAACUUGGAGGCUUCUAGCUCCGGAUCAGAGUGAGGUGUACACGGCUGAUGCGCGAAACGUGGAGUAUAUUCUCAAGUCCAAAUUCUACAACUUCAACAAGGAGCAGUACAAUCAAGACAUCAUGGGGGAUUUGUUUGGGCAAGGGAUCUUCGUGGUGGAUGGAGACAAGUGGCGCCAGCAGAAGAAGCUCGCGAGAUUUGAGUUCUCGACCAGAGUGCUGAGAGACUACAGCUGCUCGGUGUUCAGGCAGAAAGCGGAGAAACUGGUGAAGACAGUUCAAGAAUUCUCCAAACACAACCUGUCUUUUGAUGUGCAGGCUUUGCUGAUGAGAUACACCCUUGAUUCGAUAUUCACUGUUGGUUUUGGAGUCGAUCUGAACUGCCUAGAGGAGUCGAAUGCAGAAGGGAAUGAGUUCAUUAAGGCCUUUGAUGACUCGAAUGAAUUGGUGUAUAGGCGUUAUGUAGAUCCGAUAUGGAAGAUAAAGCGAUACCUCAACAUAUGUGGAGAAGCAACCUUGAAGAAGAACAUCGGUCUCAUCCAUAGCUUCGUGGACAGAGUGAUCAGGACUAAAAGAGAACAGAUGGAGAAGGAACAAAAUGAUAAUGUGAAGGACUUGCUUUCUAGAUUUCUGGUGGAGAGCAAGAAGGAUCCCGAGACGAUGAACAAUCAGUACUUGAGGGAUAUUAUCCUCAGCUUCAUGGUUGCUGGGAAAGACACCACAGCCAACGCUCUUUCUUGGUUUCUUUACAUGCUCUGCAAGAAUACACUUAUCCAAGAAAAAAUUGCACAAGAAGUGAGGAAAUUCUGUUCAAGAAAUGAUGCUACUGUUAGUGAAUUUGUUGAGAGCAUCACAGAUGAAGCGCUUGACGAAAUGCAUUACCUUCACGCAACCAUAACCGAGACCUUGAGGCUGUACCCUGCAGUUCCAGUGGAUGGGAGGUGUGCUGAAACGGACGACACUCUGCCGGAUGGCUACAGACUGAAAAGGGGAGACGGUGUUUACUACAUUGCGUAUGCAAUGGGGCGCAUGCAGUAUAUCUGGGGGGACAAUGCAGAGGAGUUCAAACCGGAGAGAUGGCUCAAAAAUGGGGUGUUUCAGCCUGAGUCGCCAUUCAAAUUUGUGGCAUUCAACGCUGGCCCUCGGACGUGUCUGGGGAAGGAUAUUUCCUAUCGACAAAUGAAGAUCGUAUCAGCAGCACUACUUCGCUUCUUCAGGUUCAGAUUGAGUGAUGAGAGCAACAUAGUGACGUACAGAACCAUGCUCACACUUCAUAUCAGCGGAAGUCUCAACGUUUAUGCAGAACCAAGAACAAACUUGUUGAAGAACUGAGAUGUGAGAUUCUACAGGCUUGAUUUACAUUAUGGAAAAAAGAAAAGAAAAGAAAAGAAA